This is a messenger RNA of Photinus pyralis (common eastern firefly), 3694 nucleotides long. RefSeq names its product myb-binding protein 1A (gene Mybbp1A). Bases 201 to 3650 code for a protein of 1149 amino acids. Gene Ontology annotation, cellular component: nucleolus. The record is from RefSeq and is a predicted model, not a curated record. The transcript has 5 exons. Gene Ontology annotation, molecular function: transcription corepressor activity; sequence-specific DNA binding; RNA binding. Lineage: Eukaryota; Metazoa; Arthropoda; Insecta; Coleoptera; Lampyridae. Gene Ontology annotation, biological process: regulation of DNA-templated transcription.
CUUUACGUAUUAGUAAACACCGUUUGAAUUUUUGAAAAAAUACAAUAGAGCCCAGAAACUUGAAAUUCUACAAAAAUCAUUGUUUUGGGACCCGACUGAAAGGAAACUACCCUAAAUUACAUCCCUUAUUUACAUACGUCACCCGCAAAUCAUAUGUGAAAGAACACCGAGGGCAAUUUUUAGGUUAUGUUGUCAUAAGCAUGGCAGUGGAAGAGCAUGCUGGCGCUGAAACUGUAACACGAAAGCUCAGAAAAUCGGUAUUGGAUCAUUUUACUCACAUUUCCAACGAGAAUGAAGCGAAACGUAUCAAAAACGGCUCCCUUCUGCUGCAGUAUCUGUACAAAUCGAGCCGAGAUAAGGACACGGCGGAGAUUAAAUACGCGCUCAAGAGGAUAAUCCGAGGCUUGGGCGGCUCGAAAGCGUCAUCGCGCGCCGGUUUUUACUCGACACUAGUCGGACUUCUACGCCUGUUCCCUCACCUGUCCCUGCGGGAGGUCUUGGAAUGCGUGCGGCAGAAUUUACAAACCGAAGGCGGCAGUAGUAAGAGCGAGGCCGCCGAAAUUUACACGGGUCAAAUUCUCGCCUGCGGCGCGUUGAUACGAUCGAACCGAAUUUUCGACGGCUCGAAGGAGGAGUGCGACCACGCGCUGCGCAUGCUCGUGAAUGCCGGUAGGAGCCGCAGUUAUUUAUCGCUCGCUUCCGUCAAGUUUCUGAGCGAGUUAAUUACGACGAGCGACGAGGGCCAAUUCGGGCAGUUCUGGUAUUUGAUAAGUCAGGAGGUCGUGAAGCCGUGGUCCGGUCAGACUCACGAUACGUUGUACUUGCUGCUGCUUACGCGUAGGCACUUUCCGGCGGUUUUGAAGGGCGCCAUCUUGCAGAAAGCUAUCGGUACUACCGAGAUAUUGUGCGAAACAAAUUUGGAGGCAAUUUGCUAUAUUGUUCUGAAUCCUCCAUCAACGUCCGCCCUAAAGCACUACCUGUACCCCCUUCUCGGCGAGGAGCUCGCCUCCACCGGCAACGACGUAAACUUCGUCGCCGAACUCGACCGACAACUGGACCGAUUCAACCGUCUCAAGUUAAUGGCCGCCUCGCAUCUGAUCCGCGCCCUCCUCUCUCACUGCCAAGACCCGGCCAAGAUUCCCGCGCUGCUCUCCGACAAGUUCGUACGACAGCUACUCCAACACUACCGGACGAAUCGGGCCAACACGAAGGACGACGAGUUUCAGAACGAGAUCGCGACCCUCUUCGACGCGCUCUGCAGGUCGCUGCAGCGGGAGGGCGUCGAGGUGAAGACCAAGCUGAAGGUGAUCAAGAAAUUGAUCUUCUACCCGGGCUCGUUCAUGUUCGAGCACCUGACCAAGUCGAAGAAUGUGCAGAAGAUCGUGCGCGUGCUGGAUAAGGAGAGCGUGAAGAAGCUCGGCGGUUUGUACCGUGACGUCUUGGUCAUGAAGAAGGAGAAGGUGAUCGGGGAGGAUCGGACGGAGGCGUGGCUCAAUUCCGAACGCAUCUACGCCGCGCAGUUGCUCACCAAGUUGCUCGGGCACCCCGCCGUGCAGUCCGAAACGGGAUGGAAGGUGAAGAAGUUUCAGUUGCUUAUGGACGUCGCCAUUUUGAAUAAGCACACGAAUGUCGGCAUUGAGUUGGCCGGAAACGUUAAGGAGACCUUCUUUCGAGCGUUAGACCUGUUGAAGUCGAACAAACUCGAUGAGGUGGUUUCGGUGUUGGGCGAACUCCUCGGGUAUUUACAGACGGAAUUGGAGAGCUUGAGGAACCCGCUCGAGGAAGACGAACUGGUUCAGUUUGGGAAGGUGCACGAGGUGAUCGGGAAAAAGGUGAAGAACGAGUGCGCUUUGGUGUUUCGCGUGCUCUUUCUCCACAUGGGGCUUCAGCUGUUCAACGAAAAGGAGCUGGCGGUGUCGUCGCUAAACGAACUGUUCAUGUGCUAUGAGCGCGUCUCGCACAAGCAAAAGGACGCGGACGAUCCCGAUUGGAUUGACGUAGUCGUGGAUCUCUUCCUGAACUUGCUCUCGCACAACUCGCUGCUCUUGCGCAACAUCGUCGGCUCGGUGUUCCCCUACUUGUGUAAGUAUAUGACGGCUUCGAGUAUGCACCAGAUAUUGUCAGUCCUGGACCCGAACAGCGACACGAAUCCGCUGUCGCAGGAGGACGAAUCUGAGUCCGAGUCGGAAGAAAGCGACGGGCCUGGAAGCGACCCGGAGGAGGAGAACGAGACGGUUAACGAUCGGUUGAGGACCGCCGUUCGCGAGGCUUUAGGAAAUAAUGGCUAUCAAACGGACGAGGAGAGUGUAGACUUGGAUGACAUGACCGAGGACGACGCAGAGCGACUGGAUACGGCCCUGGCCGACGCAUUCAGGCAGUUCAAGCCGAAUCGCGGCAAAAGCAAGAAGCAGAGCAAGCAAGACGAAACGUUGACGCACUUCAGGGUACGCGUCAUGGACUUGCUCGAGAUCUACCUGGAUUCGGAACCGGCGAUGCUCAGCUGCCUGGAGAUGAUGCUGCCUCUCCUCCAGAUGCUUCAGUUCGCCAUCAAAGACGAGCACCAGAAACCGCUACUGGCGCGCACACGGCACUGCAUACGCAAGCUGGCCAAUUUGAAGAAAUUCGGCUCGGUCGACGGCAUAACCGAGACAACUCUCGCCAACUUCCUCGACAGCUUACUCGAAAAGGGCACGAAAAACGCAAUGCUCGUCCAGGAGAUGUCGGACGAGAUCGCCAACUGCUGCGUGUACGUGAUCAAGUGCGCUCAGAACGACACCCUCCCCCCCAAAUUGAGGCGCAAGUGCGAACGCGCGAUCGGCCAAAUUUUGGAGAAGGCCAUCGACACCUACUUCAACCAGCGCGACUGCCUCACGCCCUAUUUCCUCUUCAAGUCGAUUUUCCAGAUGAACUGGGACGGCUGCCUCAAGUUCGUGCCUCGCCUCCUCAACUUCGUCUUCAACGAGGAAAUACGACCGUUCAGACGCAACCAAGCGCUCGAGCUUCUGCAGAUCUUCUACAAGAACCGCCGCGUGCACGCGAACUAUCGUGAGGCACUCGGCGAAGAGGAGCGACGAUUUCUGGACGAGGUCCGUCGAAUACUGGGCGACUUCUGCGCGAAUCCCCAAGAGAAGGCGAUGCGCGAGAAGUUCGUCUGCAACCUCUUCGGUUUGCUCAGGGCGAUCUUUUUGCAUCCCGACCGAAAUACGGAUGUCGAUUGGGCGGCGAUCGGGGAAAAAGUGCGCGAAUUUCGCUCGCACGUGCCGCUAUCGAAGGACGGCAAGAGUGUCUAUAGCCAACUGUGCAAGGCGAUGCACAUCCCCCACGUCGUCAAAAUGAGCGAGAACAUCGUCAAGUUCAGCCGACAGGAGUUGGACGACGAGCGACAAAAGUCGCCGACGGUCAAGCUUGGAAAGCAGAGGAAGGAGGCGAAAACCAGACGGAUCGAAGGUAUGUCGAAAGGUAUCGGGAACUUAUCUUUUGCGACGCUUCAGCCUAACGUUGAUGACAACGCCGAGGAGGAUAGCGAGUUGGGUGAUGGUGUGCCAAAAGUGAACGGUGUACAAAAGGAGCACAAACGGCGGAAAAGCAUGGGCGAUUUAGACAAGAAGAUUUCAAAGAAAAAGGCUAAACACAACAUUACUCAGACCUGAAAUGUAUAAAUAUGAUAAAAAAUAAAUUUUUAUUUCUUUAACAA